Molecule: messenger RNA, 638 nt
Organism: Polyodon spathula (Mississippi paddlefish)
Lineage: Eukaryota; Metazoa; Chordata; Actinopteri; Acipenseriformes; Polyodontidae
Product: CDGSH iron-sulfur domain-containing protein 1-like
Exons: 3
Coding region: 87-422 (111 amino acids)
Biological process (GO): regulation of autophagy
Cellular component (GO): mitochondrial outer membrane; intracellular membrane-bounded organelle
Molecular function (GO): 2 iron, 2 sulfur cluster binding
Source: RefSeq, a predicted model, not a curated record
UUAGUGUUUGGAGACGUGAUCCUGAGGUUGUUACACUAGUGAAUGACCUUCUGUGCAAGGAGUUUGUCACUACCAUAAGACGAGAUAUGUGUGCGAAGUCUAUGUCAAAAGGUAAAGAAUACCAAUCUGAGGUGAUAGCAGCAAUCUCCUUGACAGCAGGAGCAGCUGCUAUUGGAUACCUGGCCUAUAAAACAUUUUUGUCCAAAGAUAAGUGCUGUAAGGCCAGGGUCAAUCUAGAAAUCCAGAAGGACAACCCUAAAGUAGUCCAUGCCUUUGACAUUGAAGACCUGGGAGACAAGGCAGUAUACUGCCGCUGCUGGAGGUCUAAAAAGUUCCCAUUAUGUGAUGGAUCCCACACAAAGCACAAUGAAGACACCGGCGAUAACGUGGGGCCUCUCAUCAUAAAGAGAAAAGAAGCUUGAAGGGUCAUGUAUGCAUCACGAUAAAAAUGUAGCUAACAAGAUGCAAAUGUUAUUGCUUAUAGAAACAUACCAUUGUGAAUUCCAUUUUAAACUCAUUUUAGUUAUCCAUUCAGUCCACAGCAUACCAUAGUAUAUGCAUAUUCUGGGAUGGCUCCCAUUGCAUAGCAGUUUGAUACAUUCCUGGUUUUACUAUGAGUUUAAUAAGACACAUCUGUG